GCAGGCGGGCGGCGCUGCGUCCUCCAUCGGCGGUGCGGCUGAGGCGCUGCUCAGGCGAUCUGUGUGGGGAGCGCGGCGUCCGUGCGGCGGGGCCGGCUGUGCUGCGGUGUGUUGUGCUGUGCGGGGUCGCUGAGCGCGAGCUCUCUCACAUAUCUGUCUCAGCCUGGGGUGAGUACCCCUACGCGCUUGCUGGCCCAGGGUUCGCCCCGGCCUGGCCUCGGGGCCCUUAUCCGCGGCCGCAGGGACUGGGGGAGCUCCUGUACCCCCUCUUCUGCACCGCACGUCCCUCGGGUCCCGCUGAGGUCUGGAGCGUUCAGAAAAGUGCGAGAUCCUCCUGCAGGCUGACGCCCUGCAUACAUACGUUCUCACUGGCUGUUUUAUUGUACGUCUGCUCCGUACCUGAGAUACGCACCGAGGGACUCCUGCUUUGUUCUGUCUGUAGCGAUGGCUUCAGGAACAGCCCUGAUUUACGACGAGGCAAUGACCAGGCAUAAGCUGCUUUGGAAUGAUCCUAUUUGUGAUAUUGAAGUGCCAGAAAGACUGUCAGCCUCCUAUGAGCAGCUUCAGUGUUACCAUCUCGUGGAAAGAUGUGUCCCUGUGCCUGCGAGAGAAGGAAGCGAGGAGGAAAUCCUCUUAGUUCACAGUUCAGAACACUUGGAGGCUGCAAAAAGCACACAGACAAUGAAUGAAGAGGAACUGAAAAGAAUCUCUGGGAAUUAUGAUUCUUUUUUCUUUCAUCCGAACACUUACCACUGUGCCAGGCUAGCUGUAGGAGCAGCUUUGCAACUAGUGGACUCUGUGAUGUCAGGAAAAGUAUGCAAUGGAAUGGCAUUAGUAAGACCUCCAGGUCACCACAGUCAGAGAAACGCAGCCAAUGGGUUCUGUUUGUUCAACAACGUCGCUAUUGCAGCAGAAUAUGCCAAACUGAAAUAUGGUCUACAGAGAAUCCUAAUUGUUGACUGGGAUGUGCACCAUGGGCAAGGAACUCAAUAUAUAUUUGAAGAAGAUCCAAGUGUUUUGUAUUUUUCCUGGCAUCGCUAUGAGCAUCAGGAAUUCUGGCCAUCGCUCAAAGAAUCUGAUUAUGAUGCUGUGGGUUUGGGAAAAGGAAAAGGUUUUAAUAUAAAUUUGCCGUGGAAUAAGGUUGGAAUGGGAAAUUCAGAUUAUCUUGCUGCAUUUUUUCAUGUGUUGCUUCCAGUAGCUUUUGAGUUUGAUCCUGAACUGGUUCUUGUCUCCUCUGGGUAUGAUUCAGGAAUUGGAGACCCUGAGGGUCAGAUGAAUGCCACUCCUGAAGUCUUUGCCCACCUUACUCAUUUCCUGAUGCAGUUAGCUCAUGGGAAGCUGUGUGUCAUCCUGGAGGGUGGGUACCAUUUGAAGUCCUUGUCUGAAUCAGUCUGCAUGACUGUAAAAACUUUGCUAAGAGAUCCUCUGCCUCAGGUAACUGGAGAAAUGGCACCUUGCCUAAGUGCUAUUGAAUCUAUUCAAAAUGUGAGAGCAGCACAUAAACCCUAUUGGAAAUGGUUGACAUAUGAAGACACAUCAUUUUUGCACAAUUUGAGCACCAGAUCAGACUUACCAAAGACUGCUGAUACAAAUCCCUGUGCAGAUGAUGAAGCUAAGAUAACGGACAGCAACGAAACUGACAAAAUAGAAAGAUUUUUGGAAUUGCACAUGAAAAAUGUUAUAUUUCCAGUUCCUCCCAUCAGAACAGCAACAACAGCUGAGUUGAAAGCUUCAGCGCACCUGAACACCUUCCCAGUACACCUUCAUGUUGUGAAGGAAAUGGACAAAAAUGAAAUAGAAGCUCUUGUCAGUGAUUUUCAUGCAGACCUUGUGAAAACAAACAAAACUUUGCUCUCUCUGCGCAGUACAUUGACCAUCCUAGAUAAAAUACUUAAGAAAGAGGUGUGCAAUGGAAUUGCAGAAUCACCUGCAGCUUCUGCUUCUGUUGCUGUUGCACUGAGACAUCCUCUUUGUUUUGGGCUUCAAAGAGUGCUUUGCAUCUUUGUUGGAGACAUGCAUAUCAUUCCGAACACGGAAGAUGGAAAAAUACUUGUCAUACAUAUUUGCAAGGAAGAACAGACUGGAAAGAGCAGCUCUAAACACUAUAUUGUGCUAAACUGGAAAGAGGAUGCUGACGGGAAUGACUUCUUUUCUGCUGUACUUGGAUUCAUUCUUCCUGUAGCAUACAGUUACCAACCCAACUUGAUAGUAAUAGCUGUUGGACCAAACAGGAGCCUUGGAAUAAGUGGGAUUUCACUUCUUUUUGGUUUGCUACAAGGCCUAGCAGAAUCUCGAAUUCUUGCAGUGAUUGAGGAUACAGACAUAAAUCUAAUGCAAAGUGUAGCCAAAACACUUGCAGGUGCUUCUGUGCCCCACUUUGGAGUUCACGUGCCUCCUACCCAAGAAAAAGUAAAUCAAAUAAAAAUGUUAAGGAACCAGCUUCAGCAGGACUGGAAAAUGCUUCAAUGCUCAGUGAACGACGGGAUUUGAAGAAAUUGACUUCACUUUAAAACCAUUUUAUGCAGCAGAAGAAAAUGGGACGCUUCGUUUUGGGGGAAAAAAAGACGGUUGAUGUCUAAACAGAGUAAGAGCCAUUUACAGCUGCCUCUUGUUUUUAAACUACUUCGAAUAGCCGAGCGUUUCCCAGUAACUCACUGUAAACUGGACUUCCUGAGGCAGCAGCCAUACAGUGCCUUGGUUUUCAGCACUCUCCUUUCUGUCCUCGCUUUCAGGCGUGUCACUGUGACUUCAGUAAUGUAACCUUCCACUUUCAAACGCUUAAAAUUACACGUAUCCAUUAGACUGCAUUCCUCCUGCUGUUGUUAAUGGGUGUGUGUGCAGCUGAUCCCAGGACCUAAAUCGCUCUUCAUAGUCCUAUUUUUAGGACUGUUUUCGGGCGACUCUGUGUCCGAGGUGUUCUCUCCUGGGGAGGAUCCCACUUGUUCUGUUUUGCUGCCCUCAGUAAGCCAUGAGAUGUAGAUUACAGUUAUUAAAACAUGACCAAGAAGGCAAAACUGUAUUUUCAAUAAAAAAACUUUGCAAGUACCGUCAGAA
Messenger RNA from Gallus gallus (chicken), 3054 nucleotides. RefSeq names its product histone deacetylase 10 (gene HDAC10). Gene Ontology annotation, molecular function: histone deacetylase activity. The record is from RefSeq and is a predicted model, not a curated record. Lineage: Eukaryota; Metazoa; Chordata; Aves; Galliformes; Phasianidae. The coding region runs from base 445 to 2490 and encodes 681 amino acids. The transcript has 21 exons. Gene Ontology annotation, cellular component: histone deacetylase complex. Gene Ontology annotation, biological process: chromatin organization.